AUGACAGGCAAUCUCAAAGGAGCUCUCAAAGAGGAAUGGAACACUGAAGAUUUAACAAUCCUAACCUCUAAACUCAAGGGACAUGAAUCACUCAUUAGGCUCAAGCGCAGGUGGUUGAUGGAUUUGCCAUUGUCAGUAAAUGAAAAGAAGAAGGUAGAGGAGAUGCUACCUCCUGAAGAUAAGGUACUGCCGGAAUCAUUAAUUAGGGAAGAUGAUGUAAGCUAUGAGGACAUCAGAACUGCCAUCGAGAUGGGAUUUGGAGUUCAUAGCUAUAGGAAGGAACGACAGUGUACACAAGAGGAUGUACAAGUACUUAAUGCAUGCGAAUGUCUUCAACAAAUAUGCUUCCUGCUUGAUGAUAUGUCUACUAGAGGCUUAUGCUCUAUAAUUGAGGUACUCACCGGGGGAAUGAUAAAUUUUGAGAAAACAAAUUUGAGCAUGAAGAGGACAAUAAAAGAGUUGCUUCCAAAGCUCACUGCCAACCGAAACAAUAUUUCCAAAAUAAAACUGAAGCAAAUUUCUAAACUUUUGAAAGACCCAGAAAAUUUCAAGGGGGGUCAGUUGUUGUGCUUGACCGCAUCCGAAGCCUAUCGUGCUGCUGCAAUUGUUGUCAUAGACAGGCUCAUGGACUUACCCGCGAGAGCUUUACUUGCCAUGCGUAGGAAGCUGGAUGGUGCCAAGACUUGCGUUCCCUCUCUUCGUCCUGAGAGAUAUGACAGUCGUCAGAAGUUAUGCAAAAGACUGAAGAAGCGCAUGGAUUUACUGUUAGACUUCCGUGAUGGGGAUGAGCCUGCAGAAGAAUUGGCCAGGGCACUAGGAGUUGCGGGUUUGACGCUAAAGCUAAUUAUGAAGUGCUCAGAUGUGCGGGACUUUCGGAAAUUCUCACCAGAAAUUGAGGCGUUGCAAAAUGAUAUAGCGAAAGCUAUUCAUCUGACAGAUAUCUCCAUCUCCGACAGAAUGAGCUUGAUAGAGCUGGAAAAGGUGCAAGUUUUGUUGGACCCUAAUUUAGAGUUGUCUGUCAAUAGGCUACGUGAAUGUGAUGUACGGGAUCUCUUGACCGAGUACCUGUUUGAGUGCAGUGACAUGGACAGGAUCCCUGAUUCUUUAGUAAAAACGGUUAACUUGAUUAAUACAAGAUCGCAAAUUCCAUCCCUCAAGAAACGACUGUCAUCCAAGAGCCGCCUUUUGUCCCCUCAAGAAUUAAUGAGGGAUGCAAUACAGAAAGAAGUGGAACACGUACUAACAGUGAGUGCUCUAGGAAAAGAAGUGGUGUUGAACUUUAUUCCUGAACAUGAAUUUGAUGCAGACUUUUCUCGUGCGUACUUGGAGGAUUUUGGAGGAAAUAAUAAUUUUCUAUGUAUUUCUGAUGAUGAGGGAGUUGGGUGUUAUGAACUUCAUUCUAGCAACUCUUACGAUGGCAAGUCUGAAAGUAUUGGUGAGACAAGUCUGGUAAAGAGAACAAGCAAAAGGGAUGAUGGCUCUUCACAAACCGACGGUGUUUCUGAUUGUUGGCUGUCCUGUAAGGAGUCAAAAGUAGCGGACUCGAGCGACAAUGCCAAUGGUUUUAAAAGUGAAGAGGCUACAAGCUGUUGUUAUUCUACCAACCCGAAUUGUGUGUCUUCUGAAUUCCUGUUGGAGACGGAUAUUGUGAGCGGGUCCUGUAAUAAGUACCUUCACGUCCAGGAAGCUUGUGAUGCCUCCAGUAUGGUCGCCUAUCGUUAUGUGGGUUGCUUGCUGGAAAAGCUUGCGAAUAUUGAAAAGUUGGAAUUAUGCAAAGUUGAUAGGUUGUAUUUAAGAGGGUGA
Molecule: messenger RNA, 1803 nt
Organism: Striga hermonthica
Lineage: Eukaryota; Viridiplantae; Streptophyta; Magnoliopsida; Lamiales; Orobanchaceae
Source: the annotation of a GenBank genome assembly